AUGACCAAUCUUUUAGCAGAAAAUAUAUUCGGAAUGAAAGGAUACCAGACCGUCAUUACAGGUGGUGGUUCAGGACUAGGGAGAAUGGUAGCUAGGGGAUAUGUUGCCAAUGGAGCUAGUGUUUGUCUUGUUGAUAUGUGUCAAGAUAGAUUAGAAGAAGUGAAAGAAGAGUUGCUAAAGAUUAGAGGUGAAACAUAUUCUGAGUCAAAAAUUACUUCCAUAGUUGGGGAUUUGUCAACAAAAGAAGGUAUAAACCAAAUUCUAGAAGAUAUCAAAGCUGAAAUUUCAGAAUUAGACGUGCUUGUCAAUUGCGCAGGAAUCCGAAAAGUGAACAAGCUUACAUAUACACCAGGAGAAAGCUUAGAAAAAUUAGCUGCUGCUGCUAAUUCGUCAGCCUAUCAAGACUGGGAUAUGACAUUUCGUGUGAACGUUUUUGCGCCCCAUUUUCUAAGUAGUGGGUUAGUGCAAUUGCUAGGGGAAUCCUCAGCUAAAGACCAUGGAAGAGGAAACGUGAUUUUCUUCUCCUCCGUAUCUUCUGUUCAUAAUACGCAGUACGUUCCUACUUAUCAAGUUUCGAAAGCAGCAGUAGAUCACUUAGUAAGAAUCAUGGCCGCAGAGCUUGCAGACAAAUACAUAAGAGUUAAUGCUAUAUCACCAGGAUUAUUUCCAAGCAGAAUGAAUCCAUCUGAUGCUAGUCUCCCAGAGUCAAAUAUGAGGUAUGCGAAAGAAAUGCCUGCCAAAAGAGCAGGACUCGAAGAUGAAAUGGUUGCAGCAGCAUUGUUUCUAGCCAAAAACAAGUAUAUGGAUGGUAGAAUUCUUCGAAUUGACGGGGGUAGGUUACUUGUUGCUCAUGGGAACAUUGCUAGUGAGUAA
Messenger RNA from Priceomyces carsonii, 873 nucleotides. Its product is annotated as SDR family NAD(P)-dependent oxidoreductase. The transcript has a single exon. The record is from RefSeq and is a predicted model, not a curated record. Bases 1 to 873 code for a protein of 290 amino acids. NCBI's taxonomy places the organism in Eukaryota, Fungi, Ascomycota, Pichiomycetes, Serinales, Debaryomycetaceae.